GAAGUGAACGUUGCCCUUUGUCUCUCAAGGCUUCGUUCCACCCCUUUUAUGCUUAUUACACCUCAUCUAGCAAAAUCUAUAUUUUAAAAAGGGAAUCACUUGUUUUGCAUGGACGUGCGCAUUACAGUAUUUUGACUCCCAUGACUAUGGCAUUUUCCACCCUAACACCUAUCUUUAUAGCAAUAAUCUGUGUAUUAAUUGCAGUCAUACUGAAAAGCAGUGGGAAAGGAACCAAGAAACUGGAAAGCAAGCCCAACCAGACGGCUGAGUCUCGCCCAUGGGUGGAUGAAGAUUUAAAGGAUAGCACGGACCUUCCAGGAGAAGAAGAUGAUGGCGACGAAUGGCAAAACUUAGAUGACAACAUUGCUCACAUCCCUUUCAUGACAGAGCGUUACUCUGAAGAGGACAUGGUUAAAAGAUCAAAGGAUUUUUAUGCCCUUCUCAAUAAGAGGCGGUCUAUUAGGUUUAUAAGUGAUGAGCCAGUGCCAAGAGAGGUCAUUGAAAAUGUGAUUAAAGCAGCAGGAACAGCUCCCAGUGGGGCACACACAGAGCCAUGGACCUUUGUUGUAGUACAAGAUCUAGAAACAAAACAUAAAAUCCGGGAGAUCAUUGAAGAGGAGGAAGAAAUAAACUAUAUGAAACGAAUGGGGGACAGAUGGGUUAAUGACUUGAAAAGACUGAGGACAAACUGGAUCAAAGAAUACUUGGAUACAGCUCCCUACCUGAUCCUUAUUUUCAAGCAGGUGUACGGAAUGUUUCCAGAUGGAAGAAAGAAAACCCAUUAUUACAAUGAGAUCAGUGUUUCUAUUGCUUGUGGAAUUUUCCUCGCUGCACUACAGAAUGUAGGUUUGGUGACAGUGACUUCUACACCACUGAACUGUGGCCCGCGUCUGAGAGUGUUGUUGCAGCGCCCAGUGAAUGAAAAGCUACUUUUGCUGCUGCCUGUUGGGUACCCUAGUAAAGAUGCCACCGUGCCUGACUUGAAACGAAAGCCUGUGGAUGACAUUAUGGUGGUUAUAUAAACAGGCCAUGGAAUAGGUGGGACAUGACCCUCAGAAAUGUAUUUUUCAGUGAAAAUAAUCAGCAGGAUGUUAAUUUUCUUUGGCUAUUUCUGAGACAAUUCAGACAUGCUCUCUUCUAACAUCCACAAGUUUAGGAACACCAGCAAUCCCAGAGAGGAUACUGUACAUGAACUGACAUAUCUAGUUACAUGUCAUGCCUUCAGUUCUCAUGUACAUACUUCUGUUUCUCAUGCAACAUCAGCCACAUAAUGAAAUGGACAUCUAGGUCCAAAAACCUUCACUUAGAAGAAACUGCAUCCUAUGUGAACCAGUGGUACCAUUAGGACCAGAUGAUGGGGCAGAGGUCUAGGGUCCCUGCUCAUGGGCUCAGCAGGGUUAUCUCAAAAGCAGGCCAGAGCCUUGCAUCUGAACUAUACACUACCAUUGAGAAAGAGUCCCAUAAGCAUUAAGUUCCAUUUCUAUAAUUUCCUCAAGGGAUCACUGGUUUGAAAUGGCACAUGAUGUAUACACCCAUCUUCUUUACCCCCUCUCCUUCUCUUACAUCUUAUGAGUGUUUCUCUAACACCUUCAUAGCAUUAAUAAUGACAACGGGUGGAUUCAUUCAUAAUUAUAAGUAAUCUAAAUAAGCAAUUUAGGGUCAAGCCUAGGGUGGAGCCAACAUUAGUUGAGGGCUGGGUGCCCGGGCUCUUGGACUUAGACCACCCAAAAGGGUGGUGCAAGUUCAUUUAGCCCUAAGGAGGGCUUUCCAGCUGUGAGUUUUUAAAAAAGUUUUCCCUGCCUCACUGUGCUGCCUAGAAAGCCUUCUAGAGGCAGCAGGAAGGUGUGGUAGUGCUGCCAUCCCUGACCCCCUCUGACUUUGUAUGAAACUGAACAUUAGAAAGAAGCACAGCUUUUCCCUUGGCACAACGAGAAUCAAACUUCAUGUUGCCUUUAAGGCAUUUUUCUUCAGUGGAUUCCUUGUUUCUAUUUUACAAAUCUACAUUGAAACAACUUAGGGAGUAGAUGAGCGCACUCCUUCAGACCCACAGUGUGGAUCUGUAAGUAGUACCCUAACAGAUCAUUUUCCAGUAAGUGUGCAAAAGAAUUCACUUCUAUAUUAUAAUUUGAAUAUAUUAUUAGGUCUUACAUUCGUGAUGAUAAAAGAAGAAGCCCUGGUGCCAGUGUAGUUAUGUCACUGUGUCAGCUUCAACUUACUUGUCCUUAGAUGGAGCUGCACAUGUACAGCCUUACCCAUUUAUAUCAAUGGGGGCUGGAUAGGCAGCAUACAGGUAUAGUGGUUAAAUUACUGUAUAGUGUUGCGUAGUGGUUGAAUAGGGGUCAAAUUAAUGGACUGCAUCCAGGGAGACCUGUGUGCAAAUCAUGACGUGAUUUUGGGCCAGCUAUUCUGUCUCUCGCAUUUUAACCUGAUUCACAAAAAUGAUAUGGGGUUAAGUGGUAGUUGGAGAAAGGACAAACUGCUCUGUGUUGUUUGGAAGAAUGGAGAUAAAAAUGUAAUAAAUAAAUCAUAGUGUUCAUAUGCACCAGCAGCAUGCAUAGAUCUCUCUUGCAGUAUUGGGGCAAUUAUUUUCAGUGUGAAUCACCUGACAAAUCCAAGGACAGGGGUACCACUGCAGAAAUGCAACAUUAGCAAAAACUGAUAUGAGAAAUAAUCAAUCGAGAAUUAAUUGCAGGCAUUGGUUUCAUACAUUAAUUCUACCUGAAGUAUGCUAUCACUUGAAAAAUGCAAAGAUAAGAAAUGUUGCUUUUGUAGUUUCCCCUGAAGGAAUAUCUUAGAUGAAAUGAAAUGCUCUGUUAGGGCUUGUCUUACAUGUAUGAA
Messenger RNA from Sphaerodactylus townsendi, 2838 nucleotides. RefSeq names its product iodotyrosine deiodinase (gene IYD). The coding region runs from base 141 to 1022 and encodes 293 amino acids. The transcript has 5 exons. Gene Ontology annotation, molecular function: oxidoreductase activity. The record is from RefSeq and is a predicted model, not a curated record. Lineage: Eukaryota; Metazoa; Chordata; Lepidosauria; Squamata; Sphaerodactylidae.